Molecule: messenger RNA, 4041 nt
Organism: Cordyceps militaris CM01
Lineage: Eukaryota; Fungi; Ascomycota; Sordariomycetes; Hypocreales; Cordycipitaceae
Product: CCR4-NOT core complex subunit Not4, putative
Exons: 5
Coding region: 1-4041 (1346 amino acids)
Biological process (GO): protein ubiquitination
Cellular component (GO): CCR4-NOT complex
Molecular function (GO): RNA binding; ubiquitin-protein transferase activity
Source: RefSeq, a predicted model, not a curated record
AUGGCACCGCAAGAUUCAAUUAUAGACGAGGAGGAAGAGGUCUGCCCUCUUUGCAUCGAAGAAUUUGACCUUUCGGAUAAAAACUUUCGACCUUGUCCCUGCAACUACCAAGUGUGCCAGUUCUGCUUCAACAACAUUAAAAAUAAUAUGAAUGGUCUAUGUCCGGCAUGCCGACAACCUUAUAAUGAGAAUACUAUCAAGUGGAAAGUGGUUACACAAGAAGAAGUCGCGCAAUUUCGCGCCAAUAUCCAACGGAACCAAAAGAAACGAGUGCAAGAACAACGGCAAAAGGAGGUCAUGAAACGCGAGGCCGAACGGGAAAAUCGCAAAAAUCUUGUCGGCGUACGGGUCGUGCAAAAGAACCUGGUUUAUAUUACUGGCCUGGCUCCUACUGUACGCGAGGACGAACUACUCAAGACGUUGCGAAAACCCGAAUUCUUCGGCCAAUACGGGAAUAUCCAAAAGAUUUCGAUUAGCAAUCGGAAGAGCGCCGACGGUCAGCUCCAUUCACUGGGCAUCUACGUCACUUUUGAAACCCCGGAGGAGGCUCUGCGCUGCAUCUCGGCGGUCCAUUGCUCGAAUAACGGUGACCGGGUUCUUAAGGCGCAGCACGGUACUACCAAAUACUGCUCCGCCUGGUUGAAGAAUGAGAAAUGCAAUAACCCGGGCUGCAUGUUUCUGCAUGAACAAGGCGACGAGGAGGACAGCUAUACGAGACAGGAUCUGUCCUCGAUGAAUAGCAUUCAUACCCAGCGCCCUCUUGCUGGCGGCAGCAGCUCUUCCCGAGCUGCCUCACGCCAAUUUUCUCAACCAACGCCACCACCAAUGGCAGUUCCUGUUUCUGCCCCCGCACCAGUUGCGCAAGCCAUGGCUCGGUCACUGAGCAAAGAAGAAUCGGAAACUGGUGAUUCUUCUGCUCUUCCGUCGUCUGUCAGCUGGGCCAGGCAUCCGGUGCGUAGUCGAAGAGGAUCGUGUGCCACCAGUGGUGCUACUUCUAGCCCUGCCGUCUCCGCGUCAGUUCCUGUCACAACAGAAAAGCAAGAGCCCCCAGAAAUCCCAGAGCCCUUCACGUCGAAGGCGUCAUCUUCCAAAUCCAAGUCAUCACCGAGCGAGGCCGAGCAGGGCAAGCGCCGUCUCUCUUCGACCCGGCCUACUCCUGCAAGCAUUUACAUGAGGGAAAUGCUCGAAAACAUUGCGCUGCAGUGUUCCCUACCUCUUUGGGACGUGGACCCUGAUGAAGACCUAGGCCCCCCAAUGUUCGAUCUUCGCGGUGGUGAGAAACGCCGGGCGAUGCGGGAAGCCCAGAAAGCUCGAGAAGCUCAAGAAUCGCACGCUGACCUCGACAACCAUCUCGAAGUUCCUGAAAGUCCGGAAGACGGCGUCGAAGCGGGUGGCAGCCGCAGCCUCGGUGGUGAGCCAGACGGGCUUGCUGACGGGCACGCAUAUGGGCAGCGACACAUCACUCCUAUUCAAAGAAGCUCAACCGAGGGCGUCUUUAGCCCUCCGCUUGGUAGCUCAGCUUUCGGUCUAGGCACUUCAACCCUCACUCCCAGAUCUAUUACUCCUCAGCAAAUGGGUCUCCGUUCUCAAGCCGGGUACACUGAUCAGUAUCCCCCGGGCAUUGGCGGGCCGAGCAACUCAUUUCAGGGGCAAGGACAAGGUCACAAUCGCCAGUCAUCUCGAUUCAACUUCGCCAACGACAGCGGCUCUUCCACCACGAACAUCAAGCUAGCUGCCAAUCCUCGCAUCAUGGCCCAACAAUCCUCCAUGAUGCCGAGCUCGUUCCAGUCUCAGAGCAGCCAGUUCUACGCCAACUCGAUACCUGCCCCCCCACCUGGCCUCAAGUCUACGGGAACCCCGCCGAGCAUGUUUACUUCAGGCUUCGGCUCGUCAGGCUACAAUGUCCCCAAGGAUAACACGAAUGAUAUGUUCCAAAGUCUUAUUGGACGAACCCGUGGGAACAAUCAAACCCACGAAUCAGGAAAGCAUGACGGCUUGCCAUCUUUGGCAGAUGCAACGAUCUCAGUCGAUGCUCUGGUGGCGGAUGAGCCGGGCGACUUGGCUAUGUCCUUUGACGGAUAUAACACGACGCAUUCGCACGGACACCCCGCGCCCAGUCGAAGCUAUGCCUCUACUUCAGACAGUAUCACUGGUCAUGGUCACCCCUCUCCCGAACCCGGCGUGAGACGACCCCCUCCAGGAUUUGAGCUGAGAUCAUCAAUCACCUCUAAAGAGCCCAUAGUGGCACCUGUCUCGGCUCCUACGAAACCCGAGUUGCUGAAACGGCCGACUUUAGCAGAUGAAGAGUUCCCUGCACUCGGCUCUCCAAAGGUCUUCAAGAACGCUUCCACUGUCUCUCCCGCUCCAAAGCUGGCCUUGCCCAAUACUGGCAUUUUCCAAGGGAAGCAAGCUGCAGGCAAGAAGCCAGAGACCAAGAAUGGCGCAACUGACGGUCGUCGCGGCUCCUUGAUCAACGAUACUGAGCUAGAAGAAAAAGCGUCCAGCAAGGCCGUUUCAGCGACACCCAGAACGAAAUCAAAGACGCUUAGGGUCAUGACGCCGGCCAGGAUCGAGUCCCCCGUUAUCAUGUCACCCGACAUGUCGCGGAUUGUUCCCAUUGGACACCGACCGGAGACACCCGCGAGCGAGACUGUUAGCGACAGUACAUCUAUUGUUUCGGCGUCUGUCCCGGCGUCCCGUCCCGGCUCUCCUCCACUCGUCGGCAGCGCUCCCAUCCGUGCGACAACUAAGAGCUGGCAGCGCAAGCUGCGCAAGGAUGCCCUGAGACAGGAUACCAAGUCCAUUACCGAGGCGGCUGUUACUGAUGAAGCUGAUCAUGCACCCGUACUUGGUCGUAAAAAGAAGCAGAAGAAGGAGAAGCCCGUAAAAGAGAAGCCUGUCCCUACAGCAAUUGCAUCAGAGGCUGAAGACUCCAAGGCAGUCCCCAAAGCUACGCCACAAGGCGACGAAGCAGCCCCGGAGAAGAAAUCAGAACCCGCUCCGAACAAGUCUGCAAGGGCUCCAGAGAAGACUGUGUUGGUGCUUCCGCAACCGCAACCUCCGGCACCGACAGUGCAAGACUCCGCACCAGAGGAGGAUGAGCCCACUGCUCCUCCUCAAGGUCCCUUCACUGUUUUCCAGGACAUCGUGUCCAGUCUCUGGACUGCCCGGGUUGAGGAGUUGAGUCUCUUCAAACUCAUUGUUGGUUCGGCUUCUGCUACUAGACAACAAGUCAGUGACAGCACACCGGGUGCCUGCAAGGACAUUGGAUGCAAAUGCGGGGAAAUUCAGUCUGAGGACCUCGCAGUCCUUGAGUUUGGUAAGCCCGUCCGCAAGCAAUGCCGCGUAGAUGGAAGCCGUAUGCUCCUCACUCCCAACGGAGACUGCGUCCGCAGAUUGACGGAACCGGAAGAAGAUGCUUUUUUAAAGCUACAGGCCACGAUAGCGCAGACAGCCGAGACUGCGGGUUCCUUCACAGCACCCCGUCACCAAAAGAGCUCCGGUGCGUUUUCGAUUGUCAAGGGCCGUGCCGUCCCGAAUGGGCGGCCGAAUAUUUUCCCCGUCGCGGCCCGACCCGAGUCGCAGGACCCUUUUGGCAAGCUGCAGCGCGAUGAGGCGCUGAGUUAUAUCAACCAGUACGUACUGCCUCGCCUGAAUCUCGGCGCGAGCGGCAAGGCGGCGGCCGCCGCCUCGGGCAGCCUGGCACCCCUGCGCGAUGCUGCCGCCGCGAGCCUUAACUCGCUGGCACCGUACUUUUACGGACCCGAGGCAGCCGCCGGUGUUGGCAUCUAUAGCGCCAUUGACAGCAGCAGCAACCCACGCGCCGUUCACGACUUUGGCGCGCCCCCCGGCCUCACUCUGGGCGGCAACGUCGACAUGGUAAAGGGCGCCGGUGCACGCGGCAUUGGUGCUCUGGCUCUCAUGACCGUCGAGGAGGCCGAGGCCGCACUGGCAGCCACACGCAAGGACACGGAGAAGCUGGAGAAGGGCUUAAAUGCGGUAAUAAAGCGAAACAAACGGCUGUUGAUCGGCGGCGACUAA